AGGUCGACUGAGUGUGCUGCACGCGGUCCUGGGAAAGCCCCUGAGCUCCAUCUUGUCCGAGUUCAAACCACCUGAAGUUUCACCUGAACUCUCAGAGCUGCUGCAAGUGGGCGACGUCAAGUACCACCUGGGUACCCGUUCCACACUCGAGUUUGAAAGCAACCAGGUGCAAGUGUCGCUACUGCCCAACCCCAGCCAUCUGGAGCUCGUGGAUCCGGUCGUGGUGGGCAAGGCCAGAGCCAAGCAGCUCUUCACCAACGACUCCUCCAGGCGCUCCGUCAUGGGUCUCAUUCUGCACGGAGAUGCAGCCUUCAGUGGCCUUGGCCUCGCUCCUGAGGUGCUGCAGCUGUCAGACCUACCAGAGUACACAACGGGCGGCACGAUCCACGUGAUCAUCAACAAUCAGAUCGGAUUCACCACCGAUCCGAAGCUUGCUCGCUCCUCCCCCCACCCCUCUGACUUCGCCAAGGCAGUGGGGGCGCCCAUAUUCCAUGUGAACGCCGAUGAUCCCGAGGCAGUGGCUCACAUCUGCUCCCUCGCUGUCGACUGGCGCCAGACAUUCGGCAAGGAUGUGGUGGUGGAUCUCGUGUGCUACAGGAGGCAUGGCCACAACGAGCAGGACGACCCACGAGUGACACAGCCCCUGAUGUACUCUCUAGUAGACUCCCACCCGCCAUGCCUUCAGCUGUAUGCCUCGCGGCUCAUGGCAGAGGAGGUGGUUACAGCGGAGGAGAUCGCCAGCUGGCAGGCUGACGUGGAGGCUGAGUUUGAGCGUGCGUUUGAGAACACCAGCAAGCAACAAGUGUCGCCACAGGAUUGGCUUGCUGCCAACUGGCAAGGGGAGGCGCUUGGAUCGCUGGUGAGUCAGCGCAAGGUGCAGCCCACUGGCCUUCCCCUCAAGACCUUGCAACGCGUGGGGGAUGUGCUCUGCACUGUACCACCGGACUUCACCUUACACCCUCAGGUGGCAUUGCUGCUGGAGAAUCGCCGCAAAAUGAUGGCAACUGGGGAAGGCAUCGACUGGGCCAUGGCAGAGGCUCUUGCCUUCGGCUCGCUUCUUCUGCCGUUUGACCCGUCUCUGAACCAGACGGCAGACAGCAACCCCACCCAUGCGGUGCGGCUGAGCGGGCAGGACUGUGAGCGCGGCACCUUCAACCACCGCCAUGCCGUCAUGCAUGAACAGACCACGGGGCAACGAUACACCCCUCUGCAGCACGUGGCUGCAGGACAGGAGCGAUUCAUGGUGUGCAACUCGAGCCUGUCAGAGGCAGCAGUGCUGGGCUUCGAGUACGGCUUCAGUCUGGAGAACGAAAAUGCCCUUGUGUGCUGGGAGGCGCAGUUUGGGGACUUUGCGAACAACGCGCAGGCGAUAAUAGACAACUUCAUAGUGAGCGGGGAGGACAAGUGGAUGACCCCCACGGGCCUUGUGCUGCUGCUGCCGCACGGCUUUGACGGCCAGGGCCCCGAACACUCCUCCGCCCGCCUCGAGAGGUACCUUCAGCUGGUGAACGACGAUGCCGACCACCUUCCCGGCUACAGUCCGCACCUGGCCGCCCAGAUUGAGGCGGGGUUCACCAUAGCCGACCGCGACAACAAAGGCCACGUGUCGCUCUCUGAUUUGCUGGAGUUCAUGCAGUCGCAGUACGGGCUGGGCCACGACUACGUGACGGCGCUUGCCCACCAGAUGCACAUCGACGAAUCAAAUCAAAUCUCCAAGGCGGACUGGGAGUCAUUCAUGGUGAGGUGGAUGAGGCGCAAUGCACAGAGGGACAACAACGUGUGUGUCGUCAACCUCACCACGCCCGCCAAUUACUUCCACGCCCUCCGCCGCCAGGUCAAUCGGCAUUUCUCCAAGCCCCUCGUCGUCAUGUCCCCCAAGUACCUGCUGCAUCACAAGCCAUGUGCAUCACCUCUCAGCCAUUUCACAUCCGGCACAUUCUUCCAGCCAGUGAUAGCGGAUGGAGACAUAGGAGACAACAUGCGGCAUCUGCAUGCUGACAAGCUGCUGCCGCCCGGCGAGAUGAAACGCCUUGUGCUAUGCUCAGGGAAGAUCUACUACUCGCUGGCGCACGCCAGGAGGGCGAGGAAGCAGUGGGAGGUGGGGCUGAUGCGCAUAGAGCAGCUGGCGCCCAUGGCGGUGGACCAUGUAGCACGGGUCAUCAACAGCCACUCUGCUGCUGAACUCGUGUGGGCACAGGUGGGUGCUCCUCCCCUUCUUCCCCUCCUCUUGGCUCCCUCUCUUUGCUGCCCUCCACUUGCUCCCCCUCUUUGCUCCUCCUCGGGGUUGAUGCGCAUAGAGCAGAUGGUGCCCAUGGCCGUGGACCACAUGGCACGGGUCAUCAAUAGCCAUUCCAACGCUGAACUCGUGUGGGCGCAGUCAGCUGCGGCCAGCAAGACCGGCAGAUACGGUCGAUCCCCUUCCGGUUCCCGCGACUCUCCCCUUGCGCCCUCCCGCUCCGACCAGCCCAGCUGGCGCUCCGCCGCCGCCGCCCCUCCCCCGCCCGCGGGGCCAGGAGCGGCGGGAGCAGGCGGAGGGGGGAGCACGGGAUGGGGAGACAGCGCGGACGGCGGUAGAUCUGCGGGUGGCGCAGCUCCCGGGGGAGCGUGGGCGCGGGGCGGACCGGGGAAGAACGACAACGCUUGGGGAAGGGGAGGUGGCGCUGGCGCGCCUGGCGGAGCCCGCGGGGGACCUGGCGGAAAUCCGUGGCACACGGGCGGGGGCGGGGUGGGUGUGUUGACCGGCGCGUGGCAACAGCCGCUGCAGCACCUGCAGCAGCCGGCGCCGCCGCCUCUGUCGCAGCAGCAGGCGCAACUGGACCAGGCGCAAGCGGGGAAGGGCGCGCGAAAAGGGGACGGCGGGGGCGCGCUUGACAGAGCGGGGGAGAGUGCGAAUGGGGGGAGCGCGAACGGGGGGAGCGCGGGAGAUGCGAGCGUGGGGGCAGCGCGCGCGGGGGGACGGGAAUGGAUGGUGGCGGUGAGCGCGUGUUUGAUUGGGCAUGCGGUGGAGGUGCAACUGGUGCAGGGCGACUCGUACUCCGGCAUAUUCCACGCUGCUAACGAGGAGGACUAUGGCGUGGUGCUCAGGAUGGCGCGGCUGGUGCGGCAGGGAACGGGGCCGCAGAGCACAGAGACGCCAGCGGUCAGGGACGCUGCCAGGAAGCCUCCGGUGAAAACGCUGGUGGUUCCAGCUGUCGACCUCGUACAGCUGAUCGCCAAGGACGUCCCACUGUUCGGAUCCGACCUGCUGGCCUCGUCUCUUGCAGCCAACGGGGAAAUCAGAACAGACAGCAGCAUCGGAAGCAUGCUCACCAACGCACGGGGCAGCUGGGGGGGCGCAGGGGGAGGCGCAGGCGGGGAGGGGCGGGAGCUGCAGCGGUGGGCGCCGGAGGGAGGGGAGGAGGGGAUGGGUCUGGACGAAGAUAGCUACAGAAGCAGCUCCAGGGCGUGGGACCAGUUUGAGGCAAACCGCAAGUUGUUUGGCGUGGAGACAUCAUUUGACGAGGCCAUCUACACGACUCCGCUGGUGCGGCCGUCCCGGGAGCUGCAGGCGCAUGCUGAGCGGAUCGCACGGGAGAUUGAGUCGCAACCCAGCAGGAACAUGCACACUGCUGAGGAGCGGGGCUUCCAUCUGCGCAAUGCAGCGCGCACACUGGCAUCGGCAGUCAAGGCCGCGCUCGCCUCGGAUGACCCAUCUGCUGCUGCUGCUGGGGGCCUGGGCGGCAAUGCGGACAGUGCGUGGGACGAUGAUGAUGAUAUUGACGAGGAGACCAAGUACUCUUCGGUCAUACGAGCCGCCGCUGAUCUGGACAGUGGAAUGGACGACGAGGUGGAUGAUGCACCCUUGCACUCUUACCAUACCACACCAUCCGUACCACCCACCCAUGCACUCAUGCCCUGCAGCGCUGAUCUGGACAGCGGAAUGGACGACGAGGUGGAUGAUGCCAACGAUGAGACCUUCGGUGAUGCCGCCCCCACCACCGUGCAUGGCACUGUACGUCAUUUGGGGGUGGGGGUGGGGCGAAGGGAGAGGCAGGCGCCCCCCUUGCUGCCUACUCCAGGUGUCUCAUCUGAAUCCGCUGCCAAAAGCGCUCCAGGCGAAAGCCAGAAACAGACAGAAGUUGCCGCCCCAGAAGCUGCAGGCGAGGGCGAGAAACGGACGAAAUCUGCCGCCCAAACGACUGCGGGUGGCAGCAGUGACGAGACGGAGAGGGGAGAGAAGGUGAAGCAGGGGAGUAGUGGAACCGAGGAAAAGGAGGAGGAAGGGACAAAGGGAGCAGCAGAGCGCGGGAAAGGGGAGAGGAAGGAGGGCGAGAAAGACGGAAAGGAAGGGAAGAAAGGGAAGGAAGGGAAGGAGGCGAGGGAGGGGAAGGCGGCAGUGGGGGCAUCACGGUCAUCAUCAGCAUCAUCCACAUCGUCUGCCAGUGGUGCCAGUGGCGCCAGCGGUGCUCUCUCCGCCUCUGACCUGCCCUCCAUCCCCUCGCACCCGCGCCUGCGCAUGCACCCCCGCCGCCUCGUGAAGGCGGCAUCAGGAGGGCUGUUCCAGGUGCACGGCACUGGCAGUCCGUCCCGUCGCUCGCCCCUCAUGUCACCGCUGCUAACAGACGCCCCCGCCAACCUGCAGGCGCUCAACCUCGACCAGAGCGUGCCUCACUUAUCCGAUGAUGUGUACCGCGAGUUCCAGGAGUUCAAGCAGAGGAGCCGGCGCAUGCGCGACGAGGCGGAGGGGGUGCGCUCGUGCAGUGACCUGCUGGGCAAGCAAUUCGAUUCGCGUUCACCUGUCUCUUCGUGUCGCUCCUCUGGUCGCAACACGCCCACCUACCUAGAGAGCUCCCACUCCUCCCCGGACCUGAAGCCCUUCCUAGCAUCUGCAGCUUCAGCACUCCUCUGCUCCUCCUCCUCCGCAGCUGUCUCCUCCGCUGCCGCUCCUGCCACGUCAUACCGCUCCCCGUCGCCGUCCAACCUGGCGCGCUCGAACUCGCAUUCCGUGGACGCUCCUGCCACGUCAGCGCUGGCUGCCACCUCAGCAGCCAGAGCUCUGGCACCGAAGCCAGCUUCUGGCGAAGCAUCAGCAACAGCAGCAACGGCGCCAGGCGAACAGGAAAAGAGCACAGGGAAGGCAGCAGAUGGUGGUGUGGGAGCAGGAGGAGGAGGUGAAGGUGGUGAAACAGCAGCAGACUUGCCGAGUGGUGGUACUGGUGGAGUUGGGGCAGCAGCAGGAACGGCAGGGAAGGAGUUCAAGUCCAACGCUAAGGAGUUCAAGUCCAACGUCAAGGAGUUCAAGUUCAACCCCAACGCUAAGGAGUUCAAGUUCAACCCCAAUGCCAAGGUCUUCACACCCACCUUCGCCAUGCCCGCCGCUGCUCCUCCCCCUCUCCCCCCGCCCUUCAUUCCCGCCUACCCCUCCGCCCUCCCCCCUCAGCCCCGCCCAGACCACCCCUUCCCCUUUCAACCCCUCCCUGGCGCACCCCCCUCCGCCCCUGGCGCCCCCAUCCCCUUCCCCGCCCCUAUCUACCUCCCCACCCCUCUCCCUCCCCCCUCCCCCGCCCUGUCUUCCCCCAUCCCCCCUGCCAACGCCACUGGCGCCCCCACCCCUCCUGCUUCCGCGCUCCCACUCCCCCUACCCUCCCCCGGGUCCGUUCCCCCUGUGGGGCAAGCAGGGGCGGCAGGGCUUAUACCUAUCCCUGUUUCGUUGCCAGGUGGCAUGCCGCCAUUGGCUGUGGCGCCCCAGCCUAUGUACAUGCCGCCCCAGCAGCAGCAACAGCAGCAGCAGGCGUUGUUCUCUCAGCAAGGAUUCACAGGAGGGGGUAGUGGGGGGAAGGAAGGGGGAACGCAAGGGGAAGGCGGGAGUGAUGGUGGGGAGUUUGGGGGGAGUGGAGUGGGGGGGGGAAUGCAGGGGCAAGCAGCUUUCAUGCCCAUGCCACCCCAGGGCAUGCCGCCACAAGGCAUGCCAGGCCAAGGCAUGCCACCCCAAGGGAUGCUGCCGCCUGGAAUGCCGCCCGGCAUGCCCCCUCCCAUGCGCCCCUACCUCCCUGCACCGCACGGCGCCGGCCAGCCCAUGCCUGGAGGCGGCAUGGCGGGCGGCAUGGGCAGCAUGCCAAUGAUGUUCAGCCCGCAGGGGUUUCCCCAGCCCAUGAUGUAUGGGCAGCACGGGCAGCUCAUGUACAUGCCCAUGCCCCAGGUCCCUGGCUGUAGCACCCUAUUGAAGCUGCAUCCAUGCAGCUGUAUCUUCUCCCCGCCUUUUCCUAUUAAUAUUUCAACUCUCGCUCGCCUCAACACUCCUCUCGCUCGCCUCAACACUCCUCUCGCUCGCCUCAACACUCCUCUCGCUCGCCUCAACACUCCUCUCUCUCACCUCAACACUCCUCUCGCUCCCCUCAACACUCCUCUCGCUCUCCUCAAUACUCCUCUCGCUCGCCUCAACACUCCUCUCGCUCGCCUCAACACUCCUCUCUCUCGCCUCAACACUCCUCUCUCUCACCUCAACACUCCUCUCUCUCGCCUCAACACUCCUCUCGCUCGCCUCAACACUCCUCUCGCUCGCCUCUACGCUCCUCUCUCUCGACUCAACACUCCUCUCUCUCGCCUCAACACUCCUCUCUCUCACCUCAACACUCCUCUCUCUCACCUCAACACUCCUCUCUCUCACCUUGAACACUAUGUUGGAAAAAACGCUCGGGCUUCUACGCGUAUCACCUUUAACACUCCUCUCUCUCACCUCAACACUCCUCUCUCUCACCUCAACACUCCUCUCUCUCACCUCAACACUCCUCUCUCUCACCUCAACACUCCUCUCUCUCACCUCAACACUCCUCUCUCUCGCCUCAACACUCCUCUAUCGCUCUUACUUCUCUCUUUCCUCCAGUUGCCCUUCGCCAUUCCUUCGUGUGGUAGCAUCCCUGGUGCACGAAUCUGUCUUGAAAUUCUUACCAAUACCAAAAAAUCAGUGUGA
Molecule: messenger RNA, 6949 nt
Organism: Closterium sp. NIES-65
Lineage: Eukaryota; Viridiplantae; Streptophyta; Zygnematophyceae; Desmidiales; Closteriaceae
Source: the annotation of a GenBank genome assembly